CAACAACAUUCUAAUUCCUAAAACCUUUUUAAUGAUGGAGUAGACUGAUGGGCAGAUGGAAAAUGACUUUAAUCAGUUUUUAAGUCUAUGGCUAUAAUGAUAGAGGACACCUUCAUAUAUAAAUUACAGAUGUGAACAUUAUAUCAUAUGUACCAUCAUCAGUAUUUUAAGACAACUGUCUGUGAGGCAUUUAUACUCCCUCAUCAGGGCACAGAAGCCAGUUCAGGUUGCAGUGAAAUACUGGCUUAAAGGCAUUCCGUGGUGUGAAAGUUAUACCUUGUCCAAUUUAAUUCACUUUUUUUGUCUGUCAGGACAAAAUGUUCUGGGAAACCAUGAUACAGUAUUCUUUCAACCCCAAAACAUCUAAUCAUGAUGUUUUCUUAGAUGGCUUUUGUGAAAAUCUGAAACAGUUGCACCCCUGUUCCUUACCAUGGACACAGUACAUUGACAGAUAAAGAGAGAGAUUUUUAUGCUGAUCAUAAUAAUUAUUAUCCUUAUUAUUUUCCUUCUAUCCAUGCCUUUCAAUCCUCGUUACAAAGUUUCAUGCUGUUUGUAAGACAUUUCUAUACAUUCUCGGUUAUGAUAUGUAAAUAUAUGAAUCAUAACGUGAGUUUCCUCACGUAUAAAGGUGAUUCCCACUCAGCUUUGUCUCACACUCUGUGGUGGAAACAUUCAGGGGCACUCGCACAAUAUGGUUCCGCUUAAACUUCUCGUAGUUACUUUGACUUUUUUUGAACUUCUUGUCAAUUUGGAUGCUCAGCUGAGUUGCCCGAAAGGUGGAAGAGUUGAGAUGCAGAGUAGUGGGCCAAAAUGUGCCCCCUGCCACAAAGGAACCUACCAGCCUUACGAGAAUGAAUCCCAAAGUUGCAAACCAUGUACAAAGUGUAAUGGAAAAUCUGGGAGUGUUGCCAUACAAAACUGCACAAAGGACACGAACACAAAAUGUCAGUGCCGUGGGAAUUUUACCCCCCUGGACAAGUCCGAUAAUUCCACUUGCAAAUGUGACAUUGGAUUUGAACUCAAAUCUGGAGAAUGCUCAGAGUGUGAAGUUGGAUAUUUCAGCACAUCGAUAGACUCAACCUGCCGAAAAUGGAGGGAAUGCAAAUCAGGCGUGCAUAAGGCUGGAACUAAGAUCUCAGACGCCAUCUGUAAGAACGAGUCGAACGAUGACACUUAUGUCAGUGCGUCCCCCACACCAAACAACAUUGUCACUCCAGUCAUACGCUUCACAUCUGACCGUCCACAUGAGGGGGCCCAAACUCAGAAGAUACACACUACGACCACCACAUCUGCUCCGCAACACUUCUUCACACAGUCACCUGUUCAACCUCCAACUGCAGGCAGCCACAUCGGUAUGAUCCUCAUACUUGGAAUUGUUUUACUGCUUGUGCUGACUGCUGUGGCCUGCAAGCAGCACACCAUUCCCAAGGAGAGACCGCAACAAGAACAGAAGAAUGAGUCAUUGUGUAGGAAGCCAGUGGAGGAGAGCGGCCACAGCAGCAAGGCCCUUCUCAAGCAGAAUCCCUGAGAGCCGUUGGAAAGAUUGAUGUUUUUAAAUGUGUGUGUGCUUUCAUGUUGUUUGUACCUUGCUUCUGACUUUUCCCCAGAUCAGUACAGUCAGAGGAGUUAUGAAAGCAUGCCUCAUUAUUUUUAUCCGUUUAUGUUCUGCUAAGAAAUCAGAUACACAAGCCGUUAAAUAACAGGUGGCUUGAUGUGUGUAUUUAUCUGGCCCUGUCUGAAUAGUACAGUUGACUCAGUAGCUAAGUUGCAUUGUGGGUAAUGUAGGCACCAGGUUUAUGAAAAGGAUAACAUUUGUGGAAUAAAGAAAGGUCAUUCUUUCUUUCUCUGGUUCCACUGUGUCUGUGUUGAUCUAUUAUUUUUAAACUUUUUGUAAUGAUUCCAACAGUGGACUGCUGUCUAAAACCUGGCUCCCACCUUACCCACAAUGCAAUUGAGCCACUGAGUGAUAUCACUGGCGGUAAUUUAUCAGGUUGCUUUAUACAACUUUUUUCACAUAUAGAGAAGUACUCCCCAAGACCUGUAAACACACUUUUGGUGGCGUUACCAUUUAAGUAAAACUAUAUAGGAGUAAAAGCACUGCAUUUAAAGUAUGAGUAUGUAUGUAAGGAUUAGCAGUGAAAUGUACCAAAAGCAAAAGUACAGAAAAAUGACAUUGUACUGAAUAACACAUAUCAUAUACUGUAUAUUGUUUUGUCUGAAAAUUAUGUAUCAAUCUGUAAACAAUAUUUACCGUUUUUUCUUCAGAAAUUAGAAAACUAAAAAUGUUUGUUCUCACUUUAAGGACUUUUCUCAGUUUUUUGGUGAAAUAUUUGAUCAUCCAGCGAGACAUUGAUUUCAUAUAAGAGUUCUUGAAAGACGAAAAUGUUGGAAACUGCUGGUUUAAUGAAAAUGUAUUACAUUUUAAAAGUUCAUCAUAUGUAUAUAUAUUUUUAAUGUAAAAUAAUGAAUCUGACAGGAACUUAACUGGAGUAGAAGUAUGAAGUACUUCUAUUGUACUCAAAUUAAGCGCAAAUUCCUCAAAGAUGUGCUAACGUACAGCUAAUGUAGUGAUAUUUGUUCUCUGUUUUUCAAAGUGCAUGUGAUUUGACCCUGGAAAUGU
Molecule: messenger RNA, 2620 nt
Organism: Acanthopagrus latus (yellowfin seabream)
Lineage: Eukaryota; Metazoa; Chordata; Actinopteri; Spariformes; Sparidae
Product: tumor necrosis factor receptor superfamily member 4
Exons: 8
Coding region: 692-1528 (278 amino acids)
Biological process (GO): regulation of cell population proliferation
Cellular component (GO): external side of plasma membrane
Molecular function (GO): signaling receptor activity; cytokine binding
Source: RefSeq, a predicted model, not a curated record